Homo sapiens (human) is the source of this 4439-nucleotide messenger RNA. It is a transcript of the gene P2RX3, whose product is annotated as purinergic receptor P2X 3. The transcript is spliced from 13 exons. The record is from RefSeq and is a predicted model, not a curated record. Bases 847 to 2040 code for a protein of 397 amino acids. Gene Ontology annotation, cellular component: neuron projection; hippocampal mossy fiber to CA3 synapse; Schaffer collateral - CA1 synapse. Gene Ontology annotation, biological process: monoatomic ion transport; excitatory postsynaptic potential; monoatomic cation transmembrane transport. Lineage: Eukaryota; Metazoa; Chordata; Mammalia; Primates; Hominidae. Gene Ontology annotation, molecular function: purinergic nucleotide receptor activity; monoatomic ion channel activity; extracellularly ATP-gated monoatomic cation channel activity.
CUUUAGAAACUACAGACACUUCUUCAGUCGAGACUAGAUACUAAAGAGAAAUUGUGUAGUUUUAUUGUAUCAGACUUAGUACAGGGGUGGGGUGGGGGUGUGUAUUGGAAUGAUGCGUGCCCGUUUCUCUGCAAAAUAGUUUCUAUGUCAUGGAAAGGAGUCGAUGGGACAAGAAGAGAAGUAUUUGAACAGUUGUGGGAGGAAACGACCUCUCCCACUGGCUGCGGAGAGUAUGCGGGUGUUGGUGUCAUCGUGGGUGCACUGCUUUCUGGCUGAACUGUCAAGUUCACUGUCUACACCCAAAAUUUUCACAUCCUUAACCGAAAAUUAUAGGUACCUCCAAGAGGCUGGCAAACGGCCUUAUCCAGUUCAAGUCCUGGUGUCAGAUUCACCUUGGAGCCAGAACUGAUUUGAAACCACAUCAUCCUGUGGUUGCGGAAGCCAGGUCUCCCCCGUAUAAUCCCAGAGUGCAUUUUGCAACAUCAGAGACCAGACCUGGAAAAGAUGUUUUAGUUUUUCUACCCCAACCUCCUUUUACUGAUGGGAAAACUGAGACCCAAAGGGGAGUGAGUUGCCCAGGGUCUCAGUGCGUUGGCAACAAGGCUAGGUAGGACCCAGACCUCCUUAACACCACCAGUCCAGUUAUCUUCUGUCAUAAUCACAGUGACUGUAUGUUCAGAAUGACUAUUGAUAUGUGUCCUACAUGAAGACAUUAGUACAGAAUAUGUAAGCUCAAGAUUUCCCUGACAAUCAAUACACCAGCUUGCUAAAUCAAUCCUGGGGACCUCCCUCUCCUGAGGCCACCACUGGGCCCCCUUCUGAGUGUCCCCUGAGCACUCUCUCAGCAUGAACUGCAUAUCCGACUUCUUCACCUAUGAGACCACCAAGUCGGUGGUUGUGAAGAGCUGGACCAUCGGGAUCAUCAACCGAGUAGUUCAGCUUCUGAUCAUCUCCUACUUUGUAGGGUGGGUUUUCUUGCACGAGAAGGCUUACCAGGUACGGGACACAGCCAUUGAGUCCUCGGUGGUAACCAAGGUGAAGGGCUCCGGACUCUACGCCAACAGAGUCAUGGAUGUGUCUGAUUACGUGACGCCACCUCAGGGCACCUCGGUCUUUGUCAUCAUCACCAAGAUGAUUGUUACUGAAAAUCAGAUGCAAGGAUUCUGCCCAGAGAGUGAGGAGAAAUACCGCUGUGUAUCAGACAGCCAGUGCGGGCCUGAGCGCUUGCCAGGUGGGGGGAUCCUCACUGGCCGCUGCGUGAACUACAGCUCUGUGCUCCGGACCUGUGAGAUCCAGGGCUGGUGCCCCACGGAGGUGGACACAGUGGAAACGCCCAUCAUGAUGGAAGCUGAGAACUUCACUAUUUUCAUCAAGAACAGCAUCCGUUUCCCCCUCUUCAACUUUGAGAAGGGAAACCUCCUUCCCAACCUGACAGCCAGGGACAUGAAGACCUGCCGCUUCCACCCGGACAAGGACCCUUUCUGCCCCAUCUUGCGGGUAGGGGACGUGGUCAAGUUUGCGGGGCAGGAUUUUGCCAAACUGGCGCGCACGGGGGGAGUUCUGGGCAUUAAGAUCGGCUGGGUGUGCGACUUGGACAAGGCCUGGGACCAGUGCAUCCCCAAAUACUCCUUCACCCGGCUCGACAGCGUUUCUGAGAAAAGCAGCGUGUCCCCAGGCUACAACUUCAGGUUUGCCAAGUACUACAAAAUGGAAAAUGGCAGUGAGUACCGCACCCUCCUGAAGGCUUUUGGCAUCCGCUUCGACGUGCUGGUAUACGGGAAUGCUGGCAAGUUCAACAUCAUCCCCACCAUCAUCAGCUCUGUGGCGGCCUUUACUUCUGUGGGAGUGGGAACUGUUCUCUGUGACAUCAUCCUGCUCAACUUCCUCAAGGGGGCCGACCAGUACAAAGCCAAGAAGUUUGAGGAGGUGAAUGAGACUACGCUGAAAAUCGCGGCUUUGACCAACCCAGUGUACCCCAGCGACCAGACCACAGCGGAGAAGCAGUCCACCGAUUCGGGGGCCUUCUCCAUAGGCCACUAGGGCCUCUUUCCAGGGCCCCACACUCACAAAGGCUCCAGGCCUCCCCACAGAGGACCCUGCCUGAGCAAGGGGCAUGGGAGGGAAGAGGGGCUCUCAUUUCUGCUGCUCAUUCCAUGAGCAUAGCUGGGACCCAAGUGUCUGGGCCUCCGACUGCUCCAGCAGACAGGCAGUGCUCCCUGCUGAGACCCCAAUCUCACCUUCACUCCUUGCCUGGCCCCAUCUGCUUCCUAGGACCCCUGGGGCAGGAGCACCUGAGCCAUCCCCUUCCCAAAGAGUAGAGAUUAUAAUGUAGGACAGAUGGCCACAAGGGCCUACCAAGUGCCAGGCACUUUCACACACGUUAUCUCAUUUAAUCCUUAGAAUAAUCCUAUGAGGUAGAUAUUAGUUUCCCUUGUUUUGAAGAUAAACCAAGGCUCAGAGAGACUGAGUCAUUUGCCCCAGGCCAGAUAGCCAGGAUGUGAGAGAGCUGGGAUUUGAACGUCCGUCUGACUAACUCCAUCGCCCACACCCCAUGAGAGAAGAAUGAACUCCCAGGGUCCAUCAGCCCUGCUGCUUCAGCCGCCUCCACCCUGACGGUGAUUCGGUUAAUAAAGAGUAAGCCCCAUGCCUUUCCCAGCAACAAAGUUUGCAUUUUAGGGAGACUGGUUAGACAGUGGUGAGGGACCCCAUCUCUGACUUGGGUGCAUCCCAAAUUUAGAAGGAAACAGAAGGCAUGGCUGUCAGUGAAUUUUUCCUCAUCACUCCCCAUAGCUCUCUCCCCAAACCAGGGAAGGGGUCAUUCUUGUUCUUCUCUGGGACCCCACACCCACACACAUCUGGGCCCCCUCACUCUGGGGAUUUGAUUCCCGGACCUGGGAUCCUGUCGUAGGCUGGGACCCUGUUCCAGGAGUUCAGCAGUCCUCAUUUACAACAACAGUGAAAAUGCUCCAGUAAGGCCUGGUGCCUUGUGAGCUGCUCAGCUGGGUUGGCCAGGCCUGUCCCCAUAGGGUCUUAAUAAGGUGCCCCAUUUUCUAAGGUUAGAAGCUAAAGGGGCCUUUUAAACCAUCUUAUCUAACCCUCUUGCUUACAGAUGAGCAAACUGAGGCCAGAAAGGGAAAAUGACUGGUUCAGUGCCACAGUUCAUGGCCAAAAAGGAACCCACAUGUCCUGGCCCUUCAGGGAAGGAGGCAAGAACAGGAAGCUGGAUCCAUUGACCCAGACAUCCUCUAUCCCCUUUCUGUCCUCUCCUACAGUGAGAGGCCCAGAAAUUGCCCCAGGGCAGGGCUCUGGGGCAGAACCAGGUUUUGUGAAUCCUAAGCAUAUACAAUUUGGGGGCAUCUCUUUAGAAAGAAUACAAAAUUAGGUAUUAGAAGGGGCUCAUGCAAGUGAAUGAGCCUAAAGAAUGUUUCAAUAGCUUCAUGAUAAAUCUGCAUCUGGCAGUCAGAGUGGGCAUGAUCAUGAGGUCUUAGCUGCACCAGCUCAACUGUAGAUGGAGGGCGGCCCCUCAACACACGGCACAGGAAGUGGGGAAGGGACAGCUUCAGGAGUAGUUCAGGAGGCUCAAAUGGUGGGUACUUGCAAAGGCCUUGCCCAAUGACCCCCCGCUCCAGGGGGAGAAGGGGUAAGACCCACCCCACAUAAAGCUCAACACCCCUUCCCUCACUCUGCCCUAACCCACAGCCCCAUGCCCAGGAUGGUGGGGCAUAUCUCCCCAGGGUCAGCCUUGGGAAUUGGGCAGUGCCUGGAGAUCUGACCAGACUAUGCUUCUCCAGCAGAGACAUCAGUGAAGGCAGCACCACAUUCUCCACCUGGGACUCCCCCAGGCAUCCCUGGGGAAUUCAGCUCUUGGGAGGCUGGGGUCACAGGGAUUCUCUCUAAUGGGGAGAUGGAGGCAGUGGUGUCCUGAAGGGACCCUCCCCCCCAACCCCUCCCUUUUACCCAGAUGGAGGUGGUCCUCCUGUAGGUGCCUCCGCCCCUCUGGAGCCGGCCAGCAAGUGUGUGUGAGCCUGAGGUUGUCCUCCGCAUAUCUGAACUAAGUUACCACUUCUGUGUGCUAGAUGUAGGGUUAAUAUCAGUAGUGAUAAAAACAGCUACCUUGUCUCUGUUGCAUUAUGGUUUACUCAGCACAAUCACCAACAUAAUCACAUGGACCCUCACACCAACGCUGGUGAGUCCGCUAUGGUUUGUCAUUAAUCCUAUUUGAUAGAAAAAGAAAUUUACAGUACGUGGAAAUGAGAUCUGGAACCUAUGCCCAUUCCUAACACUACAUUGCCUCUUUAAUCAUUCAACAUAAAAGCCAACACUGAUUACUUACUAUUGGCAGGCAAUGGACCAAAUGAGUGACAGGGAUUGUCUAACUCAACCCCCACUUUACAGAAGAAGAAACAGAUGCAUACUAAAAUAAAGAAACUGAAAUAGAA